This is a messenger RNA of Debaryomyces hansenii CBS767, 2913 nucleotides long. RefSeq lists its product as uncharacterized. Gene Ontology annotation, cellular component: cytoplasm. Gene Ontology annotation, molecular function: oxidoreductase activity. The record is from RefSeq and is a predicted model, not a curated record. The transcript is spliced from 2 exons. The coding region runs from base 1 to 2913 and encodes 970 amino acids. NCBI's taxonomy places the organism in Eukaryota, Fungi, Ascomycota, Pichiomycetes, Serinales, Debaryomycetaceae.
AUGUCGAGUAUCGAAAUAUUAACAGUUGGAAGUAAUCCAAAUGUUGCGUUUUAUGCAUGGCGAUUACAUGAAACACAGUCUUGUAACGUGUCGGUGGUAAACUCUAGAAUUAAGGGAGAUAGUAUCAACUGGAGAUCACCUGUGUUGGGGACUUCUACAUUCAAGCCAUAUGAGAUUUACCAAGACUUAUCGCAAAUCAGUCCUGGAUCAAACAAAUAUGAUAUUGUAUUCAUCAGUUGUACGUCUUUGCAGGAUUUUCAGACCGUCUGUGCAGAUUUGGUGCCAUUCUUACACAAGAAAUCUGCCAUAGUUGUAGAAAGCACCGGAUAUGUUAAUUUGGAGCCAUUUGUUCAACUCAGCUUUCCAUCAAUGAAAGACAUUACUAUUUGUUGUAUUAUGAACGAAUCGGACGUCAGGCAAAUAGAUGGAGAUAAUUUUACCCAUAUUUUGAGAAACAACGAUAACAGAAUAUAUUUGGGAACGUCGUUGACAAAUUCUAACAUUUCAUCUACCUCAAAUCCAAGUUUUCAAAAAGUAUAUAAAUUAAUGCAAUUAGUACAGCAAGAUUCUUCAAAUAGCAUUUCAUUAUUGAAAUCAAUUGUCCCUAAAGAGUUCAUGACUUACCAGUGGAAGCUUGCAUUACCAAGAAUUGUUUUCAAUCCUUUAUCUGUGAUUUUUGAAGCCGAGGUUCCGGCAAAUUUGUCCAACCAGAUUUUAUGCAAGCCACUUAUUACUGGUAUGAUCAAUGAAAUAUUCAAAAUUAUUAAAAAAAUGGAUUGUAAGCUAGUCAAGGGAUCUGAAAAUGAAAAUAAUUUGUUCAAAAACUGGUGUAGCAGUUUCCCUGAGGCUCCGAAGAAUCAAAACUAUUUGAACUCACCUCCUUUGUUCUAUGAAUUUUACAGGCAGUACGACUUAAAUAUUGAUUUAUUAUUGUUGCAGCCCAUAUUACUAGCUGAUGACCAUGGUAUUAGAACCCCUUAUUUGGAGAAUAUUUAUUCUACGAUGUGCCAAUAUAUUAAAAUCAACGAUGCUGAUACGAAUUCAAUCUUUUUCACAAGAAAAUCCAACUCUAAUAUGAAUAAAGGAAAAGUGAAUCAAAUUAAUGCGGAUCAUGAGUUUAAGUUAAAUCAGUUGAAUAUUAUUAGUAGUGACUUGGCAAGAAUGGAAUCUAAUAAGAAUCAAUUAGAUUCUUACUUAAGAGAAAAGGAAAUUUUAAAGGGACAAGUUGGUGAAGAUAUCAAUAAACAAGAAUUGAAUUUAAGGAAAUUAAAUAUCAAUGUGGAUCAUCAACAACAAAAGUUAUCGCAAAUUGAACAAAGACUUGAGCAGUUACAAUUACAAGAACAAAAAAUUGGCAAUAACCAAAUGAAGCUGAUUCAACCCUCUGAACUAGAAGAACGUACUCUACCUCAAAGUGAAACAAACAGAACAUUCAGAGAUUCUGUUGCUCCAAAUGAUAAUUUGGAAGAUUUAGCAGAUAUAGCGUUGUAUGGAGCCGCUUUAGGUAGCCCAGUUCCAAACCAGAAUGCAUCACAUAAUGGCGAGGCUGAUAUGAAUGGAAGCAGCGUUCCAAACAGGGCUUUAAAUAUGAAUGGUGGUAACGACCAGGUCCAUAGUAAUGGAAAUGCUCAUUCAAACGGUAACAUUCAAUUAUUGAAUGGUGAUCUUCCUCAGCAUUUGCAUGAAAAAGAAUUGGAAUUACAGAAAAGAGAAAGGGUGCUUAUUAACAGGGAGUUAUCCUUACCUAAUGAUAAUCAGAUGAAUGGAUAUUACGAUAAUGAACAGCAUCGCCAACCACAACAUCCUCAGCAACAACCACAUCAGCAAACUCCUCCAGCUUUGCAUCUCGACACGCAACAAAAGAAUAUGAAUAUGCCACCUAAUCAACAACAAUAUUAUAACCAAAGACAGUACAAUAAUAACCAUGGUUACAUGCCAUCACCAAUGGAUCAACAACUUCCACAUGGUUUACCAUCUAAUGGAUUACCUCCAAAUGCAUUACCACCAAACUUGCGGGUCAAUUCGAUGAAUUCAAAUAUGAAUAGGUAUAACAUGCCACCGCCGCAGAUGGUGAAUGGAAAUCCACAUCAAGCAAAUGGUUAUGGAGGUAAAACACAAAGAUUAAGUUCUUUCCCAUCUUCUUCACAUAAUUAUCAGGAUUUACACCAACAACAGUAUAUGCAAAACCCACCUCAACAACAAUACUAUAACAAUACGUAUCAAAAUGGGCCACCUGUUGAUCCUGGUGUAGAAUCAAGGUUUAAGGCGCAACCAAGAAAACUGAAUCGUCGUUCUGCUUUCCCUCAAAUGAAUGGUGACUUGUCAGGAUUAGAUAUGGGUGGUAGAGGCGGCAUGCCUAUGCCUGGUGGUACCAAUCCUGCGGCCACAAAAGCUAAUAAGCAUAGAUCAGCUAUGCCAAUGAAUGCGAAUGGUAACAGAACGAGUCCUCCACAGCAUAAGAAAUCUGCUAGUAACUAUGCGAUCCCACAAGGUCAAGGUCAAGGUCAAGGUCAAGGUCAAGGUCAAGGUCAAGGUCAAGGUCAAGGUCAGGCUCAGGCUCAGGCUCAGGCUCAGGCCCAGGCUCAGGCUCAAGGUCAUGCUCAAGGUCAUGCUCAGGCUCAGGGUACAAGAAUCAAUGUUCUUGGACAGGGUCAACCUUCCUCUGAACCCCAGCAGUAUAACCAUGCUCAGCCACAGCAACAAUACUUGCAACUCCCUAAUGGUUCAAAUGCUUCUAGCAAUUCGUCAAAUUCAGUUAAUACUAAUGAUACACCUCAAACUAAUGAUGAAGGUGUUCAAAUACAUGUUCCUAUUGCAGAUCCUAAUACAAAUGCUAAGCCAUUAGGAGGUAUUUCCAAUCCAAAUAAAGAGGUCGAGACGAAGAAAAAGAGAGGUUUAUUCAGAAAGCACUGA